Caenorhabditis remanei is the source of this 867-nucleotide messenger RNA. RefSeq lists its product as uncharacterized. Bases 1 to 867 code for a protein of 288 amino acids. Lineage: Eukaryota; Metazoa; Nematoda; Chromadorea; Rhabditida; Rhabditidae. Gene Ontology annotation, cellular component: EMC complex. The transcript has 4 exons. The record is from RefSeq and is a predicted model, not a curated record.
AUGAAAUAUCAGGUCGAAACACAGGCCCUCCCUUACUCAACAAUCAUUCUUCACUGCUUGAAAUACCCAUCGAAGGGCGUUUUUGGUUUAUUGAUUGGAAACAAGAAGGGAGACAAAGUCACGGUAACUGGAUGUGUUCCUCUCAGCCACGAAUCAACUCCACUUGCCCCGCCUCUCGAACUGGCCACAGCUCUUGUUCAUGGGAAAUUCGGAGUCUCGCUGGUCGGUGUCUACUUCUCAAACUCAAACCCAUCAGAUGCUUCUCUCAACAUGUAUGCCACUCGACUAGCUGAUCGAAUUACUUCUGUCACUUCAUCACCUGCCAUUCUCGUGCAAGUAAUGAAUGAGAGACUGGUUUCUGAUUGUGACCAAGAUCGCCUAGUAGCCUAUGAAAAAGAUGGAGACAGCUGGAAAGAGACGAAAACAAUCUUCCAAGGCUCAAACUUCCUUCGAGGUCUUCAGGCUGUUAUCCAAAAGAAGUUGUACAGAGAACUCGCUGAUUUCGAAAACCAUCUAGACAACCCCGAGUUUGAUUUCUACAACACGAAUCUCAGAGUUGAUGAAUGGGCUGGCGUAGUCGUUGAUCUCCUCUUGCUUGAACCAGUGAGCGAUCUCGCGGUUAGCAGAGUCGACAGCGUCGGAUCCGUGGCAGAUGUUACGUCCAGUUUGGAUGGCGAAAUCUCCGCGGAUGGUUCCUGGAGCGGAAGCAAGUGGGUUGGUGGCUCCAAGCAUGACACGUCCUUGCUUGACAACAUCGAGUCCUUGCCAGACCAUGGCGACGAUUGGUCCAGAGCUCAUGUACUCAAUGAGAGAUGGGAAGAAUGGCUUGUCCUUAAGGUCCUGGUAGUGAACCUGAAAAAUCAAUAG